Plasmodium reichenowi is the source of this 318-nucleotide messenger RNA. RefSeq names its product mitochondrial import receptor subunit TOM22, putative. Gene Ontology annotation, biological process: intracellular protein transport. Bases 1 to 318 code for a protein of 105 amino acids. Gene Ontology annotation, cellular component: mitochondrial outer membrane. The transcript has a single exon. NCBI's taxonomy places the organism in Eukaryota, Apicomplexa, Aconoidasida, Haemosporida, Plasmodiidae. The record is from RefSeq and is a predicted model, not a curated record.
AUGGGAACAGCACUAUCAAAAAUAAUUACAAUAAAUGAAGAAAAUCGUUUGGUAAUAUCGAACAAGCCAGUUUUUCAAUUAGCACAUAAGGAUGCCGUUCGUAUGAGAAAUAAAUUAAGAGUAGCAAAGAAUAGAAUAAAUAAUUUUCUUAAAAAGAGUUUAAAAACAACAUCAUGGGUUGUAUGGAUAGCAGGUGUUUCAGUAGUUGUUUUAGUAACACCUAUAGCUUUUCAAUAUGAAAAAGAGUGUCAAUUAUUUGAAAUGCAAGCUCAGUUCUUUCAAGCCCAACAAGCAGCCAAUGUUCCACAAUUAAAUUAA